Aspergillus alliaceus is the source of this 609-nucleotide messenger RNA. RefSeq lists its product as uncharacterized. NCBI's taxonomy places the organism in Eukaryota, Fungi, Ascomycota, Eurotiomycetes, Eurotiales, Aspergillaceae. Gene Ontology annotation, cellular component: ribonuclease MRP complex. Gene Ontology annotation, molecular function: rRNA primary transcript binding. The record is from RefSeq and is a predicted model, not a curated record. Gene Ontology annotation, biological process: maturation of 5.8S rRNA from tricistronic rRNA transcript (SSU-rRNA, 5.8S rRNA, LSU-rRNA); nuclear-transcribed mRNA catabolic process, RNase MRP-dependent. Bases 1 to 609 code for a protein of 202 amino acids. The transcript has 2 exons.
AUGGACACGGAGAAGAUCUAUGCUGUGCAUUCUAUGCUUCUAUUAGUCUACCAUCGCAAUAAGAACCAACAUGGGAAAACAAAGUGGUGGAGGUGGUUGUCAAUAUUGAAGCGUAUAACUUGGAAUCUCGCACUGUCUCUCGAUCACAAACAACUGCAUAGUGGAGCUGAGAAUUCCCCUGAUUUGUACAGGCGGUACCUGGCGACCCACGUUGUUCCAAGAUGUUACCUGGUUUUCUCGACAGUUGUGGCCGAUGGGCAGUUUUCUACCCUUGGAACAGUGCUGUUAGGCACAUUGGCUCGUCUUACAAAUGCUAUAGGUCUUGAUAAAGAAUUGAAAUCUCCAGCUCAGACAGUAACCUUUAAAGCCACGCCUUCACACCCUACGAUCGAGGGGUCCGAAGAUUUUGGGGAGGUUCUGUCGCGAAAUAAGAAUCUGUCAUGUCCCGAUGAGAUUUUGGAGGAAGCAAGUUCCAAGGCAGAAGAGAACUUCAAAUCCGCUUCAACAAGGCCAGAGAGCAAGAUAGAUGAGGCCGUCACAACGCAUAAUAAAAAGAAGAAGAAGAAGAAGAAAGACGCCAUUGAUAGUCUUUUCGAUGGUCUCUUGUAG